Molecule: messenger RNA, 498 nt
Organism: Cooperia oncophora
Lineage: Eukaryota; Metazoa; Nematoda; Chromadorea; Rhabditida; Trichostrongylidae
Source: the annotation of a GenBank genome assembly
AUGGAUCCGGCCGAAUAUGAAGACACCCCGUCGGUGUUCCUUGCGGAAAAUCGCUGUGGUCGAUUCGAGUCCGUCUUUGGUCCAGUAAGAAUAGAGCAGUCCAAGUCAGUGUGGCUACGUGGGAUGGAAGGAGCUGUCCUGGGUUUGUGGAGCUCACACGGUGAAGGUCGUUUCACCUACCGUAACCCCGCCGUGCUGGAAUCCUUGCGAAAUUCCGGGCAGAUUGCGGUUCGUUACGUGGACGGAGAUGGCCAGCCAAGUAUGCUCUAUCCAUGGAAUCCAAACGGGUCCGAAGAUUCGGUAGCGGCUAUUUGUAGCCCGGACGGGCGUCAUUUGGCUAUGAUGCCUCACUCAGACAGGUCAUUCCUCUCGUGGCAAUGGGCCGACUAUCCGUCUGACUGGAAAACCUCCGAGAACUGUGCUGCGCCAUGGAUCAAAAUGUUCCAAAACGCCUAUUCUUGGGUAAUGGGUGAAGAGCGCAGAUGCUCUAUUAGUUGA